UCCAUGUUUUUACAUUUUCUAAUGUGUAGUGUCUAUUUUUACUUAGCAGUAGAUGUGUUGGCACUGGUAUAAUAUAUUGGCACUGGUAUUCUUGUAGUUUUUGUACAUGUACUUGCAGUUUUGCACUGUACAUGUAGCAUAUAUUUUACGUUAUUUUUACUGGGGCUUUCUGAACAUGGGCAGUGACUGUCUUUUGGGACUUAAAAAUUGUAGCACCUACCUAGAAAAAUGUUAGUCUGGUGCCGCGUCAACAUAGUCGUUGAGACUUUGUGUUUUUGAGAUAGAAUUUUUACCAUUUUACAAUUUAGGACUUACUAGGCCUUAGGCCUAUUGACUGCACUGUUUUAUUAUAGUUACUAACACUGUAUAGCAGUUGUGUGUCAUGAUCAUUUUGCUCAAUUUUAAGUUUAAGUGCCUCAUACUAAAUUAAAACAAUUAAAUUAAAUCACUAGGACAUGUUAUAGUACACAAAAACAUUCAGCUGUUUUCAUAACCCCAGCACUUGAGAAAACUCUUCUUAAUGUAUUUACAUUUUUGUAACUAGUAAAACAUUCUGAGUAGAAAAUUUAGUAUCAGUUAUGUUUUAUUCAUUUUUCACACAGAUAAUGCAAUAGAUAUAGAAGCCUUGGAGCUGUUAAGAGAAGAGGACAUUACACCGCUAAUUCCAAAAGUUGGGUUGCGAGUUAAGUUCUUGGCAAAGUGGAAAAAGCAAUUUGGACCUCGGGUAACAGCAAUACCAAUUCAGCUACCAAGGGAUAUGCUUGACUUUGGACCGGAAACGGCUUCUUUUGAUUGUCAGUCAAUGCUGAGUUCCAGUUCGGACUUCAGUGAAGUUGCACCUGUGUUAGGCACACCAGUAACAGGGGAUGUUUCCAGUGCAGCCUCUUUGUCAGACUCGGACAGUUGGGCUUCUUUUCCAUUGUCACAGAUGUCACCCCCACCCAUGAAAAGACAGAAGAGACUUUUGUUUGAUACCAAGAAGAUUCUUAGUGAAUCUCCAGAAGGAAAGAGUGUCACUCGGAGCAUCGAGCAAUCUGGAUUCUUGACGAAAAAAGUCAGGCAUCAACUAGUCAGGAUAUUAGUGAGCUACUUGAUUUCCCAUCAUGGAAAAAACCCUGGUGCAUUUGAAAAGAGUGCUCUGGCUGAGAGUGUGAUUGCUGCAUUCCCAAGCCUGAAAGACCCUCAAGGAAUCACAGGAUAUGAAGCCUUUUACACUAAAGGAUCCAAAGGAUGCCCUGCAGGUGGUUAUCUUGAAGAACACUUGCGUUAUGUGAGGAAAAUAUGA
Asterias rubens (European starfish) is the source of this 1285-nucleotide messenger RNA. RefSeq lists its product as uncharacterized. The coding region runs from base 758 to 1285 and encodes 175 amino acids. NCBI's taxonomy places the organism in Eukaryota, Metazoa, Echinodermata, Asteroidea, Forcipulatida, Asteriidae. The transcript has 5 exons. The record is from RefSeq and is a predicted model, not a curated record.